This is a messenger RNA of Funneliformis caledonium, 1014 nucleotides long. Lineage: Eukaryota; Fungi; Glomeromycota; Glomeromycetes; Glomerales; Glomeraceae. The record is from the annotation of a GenBank genome assembly.
AUGCGACUUGUUUUAGAAUGUCGGUACAAGUUAUCUCAAAAAUACACAAGUUUUUUAAUCUUUCGUAAAGCCUCGUGUAGUAAAUCAGCAUUAAACAAUUUCAGUCCUUUUGCUUACCAGCAUUCAAAACAUAUAUCUUCCUCUUCUUGCACGAACCUUCAGACUAUGCCAGAUCCGCCGCAGGCAGACGUCCUUCAUAAAAGAAAAUUUGGUAGCCGUUUUUUCAUAUUAAAUCGUCCAAAUGUUCUAAAUGCAUUGGAUCUAAGCAUGGUUAGAAAUAUGACACCACAAUUACAGGCAUGGAAUGAAUCCCAUCUAUGUAAAGUAAUCAUUCUUAAAGCUAGAGAAAAGGCGUUUUGUGCUGGUGGCGACGUAAAACGUGUUGUAGAAUUGGCGACAAAAGAGAAGAAUGGUGAAGAUGAUCUUCGAGCCCUUCAGUUUUUCGAAGAAGAGUACCAGCUUAAUCAUCUUAUCGCCACGAUAGAUAAACCAUUUGUUGCCUUGAUGAAUGGCAUUACUAUGGGAGGUGGCGUUGGUCUAUCAGUUCACGCGCCAUUUCGCGUCGCUACUGAAGAAACGGUAUUUGCCAUGCCAGAGACUAAUAUCGGGUUUUUCCCUGACGUUGGUGGAUCCUUCUUUUUACCAAGAAUGGACGGAGAGGUUGGAACUUAUCUAGCAUUGACCGGCGCAAGGCUACGUGGCAUAGAUGUUUUUUUGUCUGGAAUUGCGACACAUUACGUCCCUUUAAAUCGAUUAUCGCAUUUGGAAGAUCGGUUGAGUGAACUAGAGAGUGAUGAUCAUGAGGUGAUAAAUGCAGCCAUUGAAGAUUUUGUAGCGGAGCCUGAACAAAAUCAUAUUUAUGCUCUUGGUGGGAAUAUUAGAAAAGCCAUCGAUCGGUGCUUUAAGAGUAAUACAGUGGAGAGUAUUAUUGAUGCGUUAUCUAAGGAAGAAGAUAAGACAUGGUCAAAUAGCGUAAUAGACACUUUAUCAAAAAUGUCGCCUACAAGUCUAAAA